AUGGUCACUAUGACUUCAUUACUACACAUUGCUUUAAUUUACUCGAUAUUGAAUAUUGUUUUUUCUAAUGGCUUACCACCUUCCACUGAAGUUUCACAAUCACCAACACCUUUCCACAUUGACCAACCUUCCACUGAACUUUCCCAAUCACCAACACCUCUCCACAUAGACCAUGAAAUAUUAAAACCAUAUUCUCCAUAUAAAGAUUUACGUAAGAGUAGAAAAAGGUCUCCCCCUCCUCCGUCAUCACCACCACCACCACCACCACCGCCACCUUCCUUUGAUCACUUUAAACUGGCUCUCACAUGGCCACAAACAUUCUGUAAGAUAGAAACCUGUUUGUCUCCAUUGCCACAAACAUUUGUAAUUCAUGGUCUCUGGCCUAGUAAAAGAGACACUGAGAUACGUGAUUGCAAAGUUGGGACAUAA
Lathyrus oleraceus (garden pea) is the source of this 429-nucleotide messenger RNA. RefSeq names its product extensin-like. Gene Ontology annotation, biological process: RNA catabolic process. Gene Ontology annotation, cellular component: extracellular region. Bases 1 to 429 code for a protein of 142 amino acids. The transcript has a single exon. Gene Ontology annotation, molecular function: RNA binding; ribonuclease T2 activity. The record is from RefSeq and is a predicted model, not a curated record. NCBI's taxonomy places the organism in Eukaryota, Viridiplantae, Streptophyta, Magnoliopsida, Fabales, Fabaceae.